CACAAUUAAAAAUUUAUACAUGAUUUCCAAAAUCCCUCUUAGAUUGUUAAGCACCAUCAAACCAUUGAAAAUGACAAGAGUAUUUGCUCCAUUCUGUACCCAAUUGGAGAAGGUCAAUAAAAGUAACUCCCCAAUCAUUACAAUAUAGCUGGAUAAAAGUUAGUGAAAAUAGUUGAGAAAGAAUUAAAAUACGAGAAAACCAAUUACGUUGAGGAUGACACAGCCAUUCAAUUCGUUGAAAAGGCCGGAUUCCAAUUGGUUGACGAUGAAGGCAAUCACGAAGUCACAUUAGAAAAGAAAGUAGGUGAUGUCAAAGUCAUCGUGCAAUUCUAAUCAAGACAACCAAAUUAAGAUGAAGGAUAAGAGGAAGAACCAGAAGAACAAUAGAACAAUAAGUAAAAUCAAGAUGAAGAAGAACAAUAAGAAUCACACACUGAAUAUGCCGAUUUCACAGUUUAUUUAUAAAAAAGCAAUGGACAAAUCUUAUGCUAUGAAUGCACCACAUCAUAAGGAGAAGUACCUCUCUUAUUCUAUCCCAAUAGGUUAAUGUUAACUUGGUUAGUUUGAUUAAGGACUUGGAGGCUCACAAGAAGAUUCCAAGAUUUGAGAGAGGAUUAUAAGAUUACUCAGGUCCAGAUUUCAUUACUUUAGAUGAGGUUCUUAUUACUAGUUAUUUUUAGAGAUUACAAUUGGCUUUGGUAGACUAUUUGAAAGGAUUUGGAAUCAACGAUGAAUUGGGAGCAUUCAUUGAACACUACUCAUUGGACAAAGAAUAAAGAUUGUACAUUUAAUGGUUGAACUCAUUGACAACAUUCUUGAAGAAUUGAGCAAAUUUAUUCAUUUGUUAUUGUAUAAUAAUU
Messenger RNA from Paramecium octaurelia, 860 nucleotides. The record is from the annotation of a GenBank genome assembly. Lineage: Eukaryota; Ciliophora; Oligohymenophorea; Peniculida; Parameciidae.